AUGAUUCAUUUAGCAUUGCAUUUUGCAAUUUUCCUGAAUGAUGUGGAUUCUGAUCAAAUGCUGAACACACCUAAAAAACAAUUUUAUAAAUUACUUAAUGGAACAAAUAAUAACACAGAAGAUCUUCUUCUUCAAGUGGACAAUGGCAAUCAAUUUGAAUUCGAGAGUUUCAUCUUUGAGUACAUCACUUUGUUAAAUUAUUCAAUUGAUGAUUCUAAAGAGUAG
Messenger RNA from Clunio marinus, 225 nucleotides. The record is from the annotation of a GenBank genome assembly. NCBI's taxonomy places the organism in Eukaryota, Metazoa, Arthropoda, Insecta, Diptera, Chironomidae.